Akanthomyces muscarius is the source of this 4323-nucleotide messenger RNA. RefSeq lists its product as uncharacterized. Gene Ontology annotation, biological process: transmembrane transport. The coding region runs from base 1 to 4323 and encodes 1440 amino acids. Gene Ontology annotation, cellular component: membrane. Gene Ontology annotation, molecular function: ATP binding; ABC-type transporter activity; ATP hydrolysis activity. Lineage: Eukaryota; Fungi; Ascomycota; Sordariomycetes; Hypocreales; Cordycipitaceae. The transcript has 3 exons. The record is from RefSeq and is a predicted model, not a curated record.
AUGGCCUCGACGACUAAUUUUGUGGCCCAGGCUGGCUACAACGAUGCGAAUGCUGAUGGCUCAGCGCUGCACCCACCGAACCGAUGCUCCGAGCUCUCCAACCUUCAGGAAGGCAUUUCUGACUCGGGUAUCAGAGACGAAAAAGUUCAUACGGUGGCCAGACAGUUCUCAUACCAGAGCGCGCGUUUGACGCCUGCUCAAAACCCCUUUGCUGCCGAGCCUGGAUCUUCCUUGGAUCCCAACAGCAAGAACUUCGAAACCAGGGCUUGGCGCAAGGCCAUGCUCCAGAUGCAUACCGCAGACCGCGAGGCACAUCCUCUCCGUACCGUGGGCGUUGCUUUUAGCAAUCUAAAUGCGUACGGUUUCGGCUCUGACACUGACUACCAGAAAACAGUCGGUAAUGUCUGGCUAGGGGCGGUCGGGUUGGCUAGAAGGAUUAUGGGCCAGCGCCAGCGCAGAAUCGACAUUCUGCAAAACUUGGAUGGGAUGGUCGAAGCUGGCGAGAUGCUCGUGGUGCUUGGCCCGCCCGGAUCUGGAUGUUCGACUUUCCUAAAGACGAUUGCUGGAGAGACACACGGCUUCUACGUCGAUAAAAACUCAAACAUGAAUUACCAAGGUGUGAGCGCACGGCAAAUGGCGAAACAGUUUCGAGGUGAAGCGAUCUACACGGCCGAAGUCGAUGUCCACUUUCCCAAGCUCACUGUGGGAGACACUCUCUUUUUUGCUGCCAGGGCGCGAAUUCCCCGCCACAUUCCGGGUGGCGCGACCGUAGACGAGUACGCUACGCACAUGCGCGACGUCGUCAUGGCCAGCUUUGGUAUCAGCCACACGAAGAAUACUGUUGUAGGCAACGAUUUCGUUCGCGGAAUAUCUGGCGGAGAACGAAAGCGUGUCACAAUCGCCGAAGCUUGCCUCACCUCAGCGCCCUUGCAAUGCUGGGAUAACUCCACCCGUGGUCUCGACAGCGCCAACGCCAUCGAGUUCUGCAAGACCCUCCGCUUACAGGCGGAUAGUUACGACAUCACGGCUUGCGUGGCCAUCUACCAGGCGCCCCAGGCGGCGUAUGACUGCUUUGAUAAGGUCUCGGUCUUGUACGAGGGUCACCAGAUCUACUUUGGUCCAACGUCCGUUGCGAAGAAGUACUUUACCGAUUUAGGCUUCGUGUGCCCGGACCGACAAACAGAUGCCGAUUUUCUUACUUCCAUGACUAGUGACUUGGAGCGUGUCGUGCAGCUGGGCCGUGAAAACUGUGUGCCACGGACGGCCAGUGAGUUUGCCGCGAAAUGGAAGAGCUCGGCGGAGCGAACACGGCUCUUGCAGGACAUUGAAGCAUACAAUGCCGUUUUUCCGCUUGGCGGGGCUCAUCUUGAUAAGUUCAAGCAGUCACGAAGAGCUCAGCAGGCAAAGGUUCAGCGAGUCGCCUCGCCUUACACCCUUUCCUACACGCAACAAGUAAAGCUAUGCUUGUGGCGCAGCUUUAAACGACUCAAAGCCGACCCAAGCAUCACCAUCUCUUCAUUAUUCGGAAAUUCAGUCAUGGCCCUCGUCAUUGCUAGUGUUUUUUAUAACCUUGAGCCCAACACCAGCACCCUCUUUCAGCGCUGUGCCCUCCUCUUCUUCUCGGUUCUUAUCAACGCCCUCGGUUCUGGCCUUGAGAUGCUCACUCUUUACGCCCAACGUGGAAUUGUAGAGAAGCACUCUCGAUAUGCCCUUUAUCAUCCAUCCGCUGAAGCCUUUGCGUCCAUGCUGAUGGAUUUACCUUACAAGGUCCUCAAUACCAUUACUUUCAACGUGGUGCUAUAUUUCAUGACAAACUUGCGACGAGAACCUGGCCCUUUCUUCUUCUUUGUCUUUACUUCUUUUACACUCACUCUGACAACGUCCUCGUUUUUUCGGGCUAUCGCAUCGCUCUCGAGAACUCUCGUGGAGGCAUUAGCCCCUUCGGCGGUUUUAAUUCUCGGGCUAGCCAUGUACACAGGCUUCGCCAUUCCGAUCACCUACAUGCACGGAUGGGCGCGUUGGAUUGGAUAUAUCAAUCCCAUCAGCUAUGGCUUUGAAUCUCUGAUGAUCAACGAAUUUCAUAACCGCGAUUUCCCCUGCGUCAACUACGUGCCUUCAGGUCCCAGCUACGCAGAUGUUGGUGCUGCAAACACAGUUUGCUCUACUGUGGGAUCAGUGCCCGGUAGAUCCUAUGUUAUCGGGGAUGAUUACAUAGAGUCAGUCUACAAUUAUCAUGCCGCCAACAAAUGGAGAAAUAUUGGCAUCAUAUUUGCGUUCACGCUCAUUCUCACGUGCGUAUAUCUCAUUGCCACCGAGUUUAUCACCGAGAAGAAGUCCAAAGGCGAAAUCUUGGUCUUCCACCGCGGAAGCGAGCCCUUGUCGCGAAGCAAGCGAGAGGAUCUCGAAAGCGGUAGUAGCCGUAGUAUCGCUGUGGAAAAGCCGCGAGCGGACGGCACUGCCAUGAUAGCUCACCAGACUGCCGUCUUCCACUGGAAGGAUGUCUGCUAUGACAUCAAUGUUGCAAAAGAGAAUCGCAGGAUCCUUGAUCACAUCGACGGGUGGGUGAAGCCCGGUACUUUGACCGCACUCAUGGGCGUUUCUGGGGCUGGCAAAACCACGCUUUUAGAUGUCUUGGCCAGUCGUACGACUAUCGGCGUCAUCACAGGAGAGAUGCUUGUCGAUGGAAAACUGCGCAACGACUCUUUUCAACGUAAAACUGGCUAUGCACAGCAACAGGAUUUGCAUUUGAACACCGCAACGGUUCGCGAGGCACUCGAAUUUUCUGCUCUUCUUCGCCAGCCCGCCAACAUUCCCCGGCAGGAAAAGCUUGAUUAUGUCACCGAGGUUAUCAAGCUUCUCGACAUAACAGACUUUGCAGAUGCCGCUAUUGGUGUUCCCGGUGAAGGCCUUAAUGUUGAGCAACGUAAGCGUCUGACUAUUGGCGUAGAGCUCGCUGCGAAGCCGGAGCUGCUCCUCUUUCUGGACGAGCCUACCUCGGGGCUCGAUUCGCAGACAUCAUGGGCUAUUCUUGAUCUCCUCGACAAGCUGAAGAGAAAUGGCCAGGCCAUCUUGUGCACGAUUCAUCAGCCUUCUGCUAUGCUGUUCCAGCGCUUUGAUCGCCUGCUUCUUCUUCAGAGCGGGGGUCAAACUGUAUAUUAUGGAGAUGUCGGCCAAGACUCGCAAACACUUAUCGACUACUUUGUCCGCAAUGGAGGGCCGUCGUGCCCUCCAGGCGGCAAUCCCGCCGAGUGGAUGCUGGAAGUGAUUGGUGCUGCCCCCGGAUCCCACUCAGAUAUUGACUGGUUCAAUAUCUGGCGUAGUUCCGCGGAGUACGAUCGCGUCCAAGAACAUCUUGCGCAACUAAAACGAGCACAGCCCCGACAGAUCAGUGCUCGACGGGACAUGCCGAAGCCAAAUCUCGAGGAUAGAUCACUCUACGAAUUUGCUGCCCCAUUUGCCUCGCAGCUUCGAGAAGUCCAGCUCCGAGUGUUUCAGCAGAUCUGGAGGUCUCCCACUUACAUCUACUCCAAAAUAGCCCUCUGCGUGGCUUCGGCUUUAUUCGUCGGAUUCUCCUUGUACCGAACUCCAAAUACAAUGCAAGGUCUUCAGAACCAGAUGUUCUCCAUCUUCAUGCUUCUGACACUCUUUGGGCAGUUUAUUCAGCAGAUCAUGCCACAAUUUGUCGCCCAGCGCAACUUGUACGAGGCCCGCGAGCGUCCAUCAAAAACCUACUCUUGGCGAGUCUUCAUGGUAUCCAAUAUCAUUGUUGAGCUCCCGUGGAACACGCUCGUGUCCUUCCUCCUCUUUGCAUGUUGGUACUACCCCAUUGGUCUCUACCACAACGCCGAGCCCACCGACUCUGUCAUACUCCGUGGGGCACAAAUGUGGCUUUUUGUCUGGACUUUUCUUCUCUUCUCGUCUACCUUUGCACACUUUAUGAUUGCGGCCUUUGAAUCGGCCGAGAACGCUGGCAACACAGGUAAUAUGCUUUUUCUGCUCUGUCUUUUAUUUUGCGGCGUCCUCGCGACCCCUGCCCAGUUCCCGCGCUUCUGGAUCUUCAUGUACCGCAUCUCGCCCUUCACUUAUCUAGUCAGCGGCAUGUUAUCUGCCGGCAUCGCCAACACGGAGGUCAAAUGUGCACCUAACGAGUUUUUGCAUUUUAAUCCGUUCAACGGCACCUGCGAUGAGUAUAUGAAACCUUAUAUGGACAUCUGGCGCAACUUUGGUAUCAUGUGGGUAUUCAUUGUAUUCAAUGUUUUUGCUGCGUGUGGCCUGUACUGGUGGGUGCGUGUCCCCAAGGCCCAGAAGAAGAAAACGGACUAG